Messenger RNA from Tripterygium wilfordii, 1124 nucleotides. RefSeq lists its product as uncharacterized. Gene Ontology annotation, cellular component: cytosol. The transcript is spliced from 8 exons. NCBI's taxonomy places the organism in Eukaryota, Viridiplantae, Streptophyta, Magnoliopsida, Celastrales, Celastraceae. The coding region runs from base 182 to 988 and encodes 268 amino acids. The record is from RefSeq and is a predicted model, not a curated record.
CAAAAGUUUCCUUGGAUUCAAUGAUUUUCUGGGGACUGAUUGGUUGCUGGGAAAGUCCAGGGACACUUGUUUAAAAAGCAGGAUUGGUCGUCCAGUCAGUCCAAUCCACUCCAGUUCAGUGUACACUCAUCAAGUACACUACAUUUCAUCUCGCGAUCGUUUCUCUACAACAACCUUGAGGAUGGCGGAGCCGGUUCAAACCCUAAACUCAGUGAUUCAGCCGCAGAAGAUCAUAAUUCCCAACAAAUACAAUGAAAAACUUGUGGGCUUAUUACAUGAUACUGGAUCAAAUGAACUUUUUGUGCUAUGCCAUGGUUUCCAAGCUUCCAAGGGGCACACUAUUAUGGUGAACCUAGCUGUUGCUUUGGAAAAUGAAGGAAUCAGCUCAUUCCGCUUUGACUUUGCUGGAAAUGGGGAGAGUGAAGGUCUAUUUCAGUAUGGUAACUACAGGAGAGAGGCUGACGAUUUACGUGCAGUUGUUGAACACUUCUGUGGUGUAAACCGCAUUGUGAAAGGAGUUGUUGGACAUAGUAAAGGAGGUGAUGUGGUUCUCCUUUAUGCUUCUAAAUAUCAUGAUAUUCAUAUGGUUGUCAAUAUUUCUGGCCGUUAUGAUCUCAAGCGAGGCAUAGAAGAGCGGUUGAGCCAAGAAUUUCUUCAAACAAUCAAGAAAAACGGAUUUAUUGAUGUCAAAAAUAAGAGAGGAACUGUUGAGUACCGUGUGACUGAAGAAAGCUUGAUGGAUCGCUUGGAUACGAAUAUGCAUGAGACCUGUUUUCUGAUCGAUCCAAAUUGCAGGGUCUUGACUAUUCAUGGAUCUGAUGAUGAGAUCAUCCCUGUUGAAGAUGCAGUGGAAUUUUCCAAGAUCAUACCAAACCAUAAAUUACACAUCAUGGAAGGAGCCAAUCAUGGAUACACUUCACAUCAAGCUGAGUUAAGCUCAAUUGUUUUGAACUUCAUAAAAAGCAUCCCAGCAGCUGGACUAGAGUAAAUCCCUAGUUAGGUACUCUCAGCCGUGUAACAUUUUUACCUGCAAUAAUAUCAAAGAUUCAAAAUAUAACAUUGUUUACAGUAAUUUACAACAGAUCCUAAAGUCAAAUAAACUAUGUAGAGUGUCAUUUUCCCUC